CUUCCCACCUCCCCCUCAGCCUCCCCGCCUCUCGCCUCGUCUUCCCCGGACUGCAGCAGACAGAGAGAACCGCUGCAUCGACAAGAAGACAAGGGACAAGAAGGAACCUUGGCGCGAUGUCCGCUGCUUCUGCCGCUGUGUAGAGGAGGACACCGGGGGAAGGAGCCUUCAGACUCACCGAGCUCAGCAUGACGGAUCUGCUCCUCUCCUACAGACUGCUGAUGCUCUCCUCUACUGAGCUCUGACAGGACUGAGCAUCUCUCCCCAUUUGAGCUCAACUGUCUCCAUUUCAGCACUGUCUGGCUACCCCCACCCAAUGGAAUCAGACAUCAUUACUUAAUCAUUAGUAUCCUGGCAGAUCUAUUAAACUGCCCUAAGUCCUUCUCUGUCUGGGGAUAGAAGACCAGAAGAAAGAUAAAAAACAGUAACUGACACUUGUUGGAGUAAAAGCUCAUUAGAGUUGAAUUAAGAGAUUUUAGUGCCAGCCAUCCCCGUGCCAAGAUGGAUGAAACGCACAACAACAGGACUUCCUUGGUCAAAGGUGCCAAGGACAUCGCUAAAGAAACCAAGAGGCAUGCUGCCAAAAAUUUCAGCAAAGCUGUCGAUCGUGCCUCGGAUGAAUAUUCAGCCCAUCGCAGCUACAAUCGUUUCCAGAACGAGGAUGAAGAAGAGAACAACUACAAUACUUACACUCAGCAAGACGGUCAAUAUGCUGACAAUGCAGCCAAUGAUGAGGACGGAGCCUCUAGUGAUGCCACGGAGGGACACGACGAUGAAGAUGAGAUCUAUGAGGGGGAGUACCAAGGUGUGCCCGCCUACAAUAAUGGCAAGCCACGGGAGGGUCAGGUGGCUCUCGGCCAGCCGGUUUCCGACAGCCAAAAGAGCCGUAAGGAGCUGGAAAACGAGAGACAGGCAGAUGAGGAGGAGCUGGCCCAACAGUACGAGCUAAUCAUGCAGGAGUGUGGCCAUGGGAGAUUCCAGUGGCAGCUGUUCUUCGUACUCGGGCUGGCGCUAAUGUCAGACGGCGUGGAGGUGUUCGUAGUGGGCUUCGUCCUGCCUAGUGCUGAGACAGACAUGUGUGUCCCCAACUCUGGUGCCGGAUGGCUUGGUAGCAUUGUGUAUCUGGGGAUGAUGUUUGGAGCCUUUUUUUGGGGCGGCCUGUCGGACAAGGUGGGCCGUAAACAGUGCCUGCUGAUAUCCCUGUCCGUCAACGGCUUCUUCGCCUUCCUCUCGUCCUUCGUUCAAGGCUACAGCAUGUUCCUCCUCUGCCGCAUGGUCUCUGGCUUUGGGAUCGGUGGUGCUGUUCCAAUAGUAUUCUCGUACUUUGCGGAGGUGUUGGCUCGGGAGAAGAGAGGAGAGCAUCUGAGCUGGCUCUGCAUGUUCUGGAUGAUCGGAGGAAUUUAUGCCUCAGCCAUGGCCUGGGCCAUCAUCCCACACUAUGGCUGGAGCUUCAGCAUGGGUUCAGCCUACCAGUUCCACAGCUGGAGAGUGUUUGUGGUGGUGUGUGCACUACCGUGUGUCUCUGCAGUGGUCGCUCUUACUUUUAUGCCUGAGAGCCCCCGCUUCUUCCUGGAGAUGGGUAAACAUGACGAGGCCUGGAUGGUGCUCAAACACAUCCAUGACACCAACAUGCGCGCCCGCGGAGAACCAGAGAGAGUCUUCACUGUGAACAGGAUAAAAAUCCCCAAACAGUUGGACGAGCUGGUGGAGAUGCAGAAUGAGUCAGCCAACCCUGUGUUCAAGGUCCUCUUCAAGAUCAAGGCCGAGCUCAGAGGGAUCUGGUUGACUUUUAUGAGAUGCUUCAACUACCCAGUGAGAGACAACACCAUUAAACUGGCUGCAGUCUGGUUCACUCUGUCUUUUGGGUACUACGGGCUGUCUGUGUGGUUCCCGGAUGUCAUCAAGCACCUUCAGGCCGAUGAGUACGCCUCCAGAGUGAAGGUUCACAACAACGAACGCAUUGAAGACUUCACCUUCAACUUCACACUGGAAAACCAGAUCCAAAGGAACUCUGUUUUUCUAAAUGACAGGUUUAUCAGUAUGAAGUUCAAGGCGGUCACAUUCAUCGACUCAUCUUUCCUCAACUGCUAUUUUGAGGAUGUCUCCUCUGUAGGAUCCUUCUUCAAGAACUGCACCUUUAUCGACUCCUUCUUUUACAACACGGAUAUUGACGAUGCCAAACUAACAAACUCACGGGUGAUCAACAGCUCCUUCCACCACAACAAGACAGGGUGUCAGAUGACCUUUGAGGACGAUUACAGCGCCUACUGGGUCUACUUCGUCAACUUCCUGGGAACUCUGGCUGUUCUGCCUGGAAACAUCGUCUCUGCUCUCCUCAUGGAUAAAAUAGGGCGCCUCAGCAUGUUAGGAGGCUCCAUGGUGCUGUCAGGCAUCAGCUGCUUCUUCCUGUGGUUCGGAACCAGCGAGUCGAUGAUGAUCUUCAUGCUCUGUCUGUACAACGGCCUCAGCAUCUCUGCCUGGAACUCCCUGGAUGUGGUCACCGCUGAGCUGUACCCAACAGACAGGAGGGGCACAGGCUUCGGCUUCUGUAAUGCCAUGUGUAAGCUGGCAGCAGUGCUGGGCAACCUGAUCUUUGGCUCACUGGUUGGCAUCACCAAGGCGAUCCCCAUCCUGCUGGCAUCGUCCGUGUUGGUUGGCGGUGGCCUGGUGGGGCUGCGACUGCCAGACACACGCGCCAAUGUCCUCAUGUAAACCUCAACGCAGAACAAUAUGUUGUUUACCAGGUUUUUCACUCGGUGUACUGAAUCAUUUGUUAACGCUCUGCAGUAAAGUUUGAUUUGAAUUUCAGUAAAACAAGAGUAGCUGUGAUCAUCUUUGUAGUUAUCAUUUGACAAAUAAUGUUACUCUGUUCACAAUCUCAACUAUUUCUGAGUGAAACACCUGGUCGACUGGGAUAAUCAGAUGCAGUUUAUCUUUACAGAGAGCUGUGGAUAUGAAGAGAUUGAAGACACUAGUCAAAAAUCUGUGUGGUGUCAGAGGCUGGUUACCAAAGCCCCGUGGUUUCUUCCAGAGAUUCUGGAUGAAAGAGUUAAUCUGAGGAAACCGGCUAGAAUAAUUAGUGUCUCUUAAAACUCUGCAUAUCAGCAGCUCUGUAUCCACCAUGGGCUGCUUCACACUCGCAACCAACAAACACAUGUGUCUAAGCGGCAAAGGGCUUGGACCUCUAACACAGACCCUCCUUCAAAUCCCACUUUACUCAGAUUAAAGGAAUAGUUCGACAUUUUGGGAAAUAUGCAUUUUGAAAACUAGAGUAGCACAAAGAUUGGAGAUAAAGGUAACAGCUAGUCUGGCUCUGUCUGGAGAAAACACACCCAAAGCUCAACCUUUAACACAUUCAUGGUAUAUGUUCUGUUAUUUAUGUAGCACUUUUCUGCUUUAGGGCACGGUCACACAUAUGCAAAUGUAGGCGAAUGUCGUAGGUCAAAGUUCACCAAAGUGGAACUCCAUUCAAAGCCCAAAGCCAUUUGCCUCGCCACUGGAGGCUGAUUUUAUUUUUCCCUCUCAGUGAACUGGAGACGAAGGUUUGCAGCUGCUUCCUCAUAUGUGUGACCUUAUGAUACAGUUUUCACCUAUAUUCACACACACACAAACAAGCACACAAUUAUACAGUGCAUCUCUACCACACAUCAGUCACACAAAGCACUGGCACAGUCAUCAGGGGCAAGUAUCUUGCCCAAGACACUUCGGCAUUCAAAAUGGCUGAGACUGGGAUCGGGCCGAGGGCGUACUUAGUGUACGACCCGCUCUACCUCCCACUACUGCCCCAUAAUCCUUACAUCCCAAAAACUCGACACGUAUGUUUUUACACUUCGUGAGCCUCAGAGGUGCUGAUGGGUGGAUUUGGUUUUCUUUGGAAAGGUCCAGGCUACUUGUUUCCCUUUGCUCCCAGUCUUUAUGCUAAGCUAAGCUAACUGGAUAAUGUUUGACAAUGGUAUCAUUCUUCACUUCUAGCUCAGCACGAAAGUGAAUAACUGUGUACAGUUCAACAAAAUGCUGAACAAUACCUUCAAGUACAAAUCAUUGUGAAGCACCCGAGUAUUUAUGAUUAUGGUUAUUUAUUUCCAUAGAUAUUCCUGUAGUAUUUUACGUGUGUUAUUUAUUGCUUUACCAGUUUUUGAAACUGCGAUCAGUAUUCCACGAACAGUUGAUGAUGUUCAAGCCUUUUGCCGCAAUGUGCAAGAAUGAAAAGGCCAUAGAAAAAAAAAUACAGUAAUGAUGUAGUAAUUUAGUCGGAACCUUCUGCAGCUACAUUUCUAAAGUGAAAAGAAGUUUACAUUUUCUGCUUUUUACAGUAAGAGACUUUUGGGAUUGGAAACCUUUUGUCUGAAUGCUUCCUCUCUCCUUCUCUCGUGUCUGUGUUGUGUUCGUCUCGUGGCGCUGAGCUCACCAUGAAGGGCUUUGCUCUCCGUUGUAAUCUGAUCUGUCAAGAAGAAUUUAUACCGUAGGAAACCUCUGCUGUUAUAAAAACCUGCUCUUCUCCUUGUGUUUUCUUCCUCUUAAUGCGUCUCACUGUCAUGGUUUCUUCAUUGUGUCUCUGGACCCGUCCCGUCUUCCUGUCCUCUCUCUUUACCUCCUUCUGCCUUGCUGCUGCUGCUCCCUCCAAAACUCGAAGGCCUUUCUCAAAUGUCGUGCCUCUCUCUUUCUCCAUUGAGCUCGUCUCUCCUUCCAAACCUUGCUGGAAGCUUUGCUGCUCUGCCCUGCUUUUUCGGUCCCUCAUUUAUUGAUACUGCAAUUUGUGAGUGUGUGUAUGAGUGUGUUUUCAGACGAACCGUUAUUAGACGCAGUGAGCAUUGCUUAUGUUGAAAAAGUUUUUCGUGUUCUUUUCUUUACCAAAUAAAUGAGUUUGUUAACAUAAUCAAGCGAAAUUAAAAGCCAUGCAUAAAGGGUCGGUUCACCCAAAUUGAAAAUAAAAAUAAAAAUGCACUACCUACGCAGGAUUUGUUGGAUUUGUGCUGAGGUUUUAGCAAUCAGUGCAAUGGAGGUGAAUACAAACGUUUGUUCUGCUUUUAACAUUGAAAAACGACCUGUAAAGAAGAGGAAGGCCGAGUUCAGGCCGAGCUCUGUCCUGCAUAAAUCAAUUUCACUUGAAUGGAUCAUUGCAGAGCUAAAUGCUAACACCAGCACGCUCACACACUCGCAGUGGCCAUGAAAACAGGUUUAACAUUACAGCUGAGACAGAUGUGUUUCAUCAUAAAUCAAUGUACUGGACAAAUUCAAAUUUUGACUAAAUAAUGGUGUUAUAUUUAAAAAAAUUAAAAUAUGUUCUUACCAAGAAUGUCUUUCAUGGCAAACCAGUUAUUGAGAUAUUAUUUUCUCUGGAUAAUUCACCCAACUUUGAAAACAGCAGUUUUAAGGACUAUUUUGUUGGUUUAAAAAUGUUUCUGGAGAGACCUGUUAUUGUGAGCGCACCACAUAAUGGCCCAUUCAGAUAGAAAUCCUCAAGAGGGAUAUCAGUGCACAUAAAAUGAAAUCUAUCUGCAUGGCUAGAUAUCUGUAUAUAUGUUUUUUUUUGUGAUUUGGGUGAACAGGCCUUUUAAAACCUCUUGUGACUGGUACUCUAUCUGCUACAGUGUGAGUGCAUUAAUUUUAAAAUACAUCAUUUGUAAAAUAAAUUCCUGUAAUAUCUCUUCUAGGUUCGUUCAAGCGUACAAAGGAUUGGUUAAUACAAGAGUACUGUUUCAUUCAGAUGGGUUUUUUGAUGAUGAGGAUUACUGUCAAUAUACUGUAUGUUCUGUUCCUAUAUCAGAUUUCUUACUCUUUACAUUUAACAUUCCAUUAGUUUCUGACUGAAAUGCCACUCUAUGGAAAGUAAAUCUGGUUUCCUGAUGAGUAUGUCUGAUGCUUUAUCCGUCUGCUGGUCUGCACUGUGCCCUCCUCCGAACACCACCAGCUGUGCUGAACAAACUCACUAUACUUCACUGUUUCCACCAAGAAAUCCUGCAUGUUUGUUACUGAAGUCCCCCCUGUUGUGUGUGCUCUUUCUGUUUCGUUGUCUUCACUGUUCCUCCGCUGGAGGAAGCAGACGUGCGAUUCCCGGGGUCAAAGGUGAAUGUAUCAUUGGUGCGUGUUGUCAGAUUUGUUGUGGACAGGCGUUCAUUAUAAUCAAGUUGAAUAUGAGGUGAAAGGGGCGUGCCAGUGGUGAGAUGAUAUAGCAGGGGUGGUCAAAUCUGUUUCCAGUUGGAUUGAUCGUUACAGACGCUGUGACUUUCAGAUUUGAAAACCUCUGCUGUCAAACAAAAUGUGGAGGUGUGUGUAAAAAAGAAUUACCUGUCCUUGAUAUGAUUUAUUUUGAUAAGAAAAGGUGCAAGAGAAUGCGAUGUUAAGGUGGAUUCCUCUGGUGUCUCCAUAUUGAAUAAACAGUUUCAU
Paralichthys olivaceus (Japanese flounder) is the source of this 6387-nucleotide messenger RNA. Its product is annotated as synaptic vesicle glycoprotein 2C-like. Gene Ontology annotation, biological process: chemical synaptic transmission; transmembrane transport. The record is from RefSeq and is a predicted model, not a curated record. Gene Ontology annotation, cellular component: synaptic vesicle membrane. Lineage: Eukaryota; Metazoa; Chordata; Actinopteri; Pleuronectiformes; Paralichthyidae. Gene Ontology annotation, molecular function: transmembrane transporter activity.